UCUUCACCCUGAGCAACAGAAGUGGAGCUUCAGGAUGCAGACGGAGGAGCCACAGCCCUUCCACAUUAAGAAGGAAGAGGAAUACCCACUGACCCCCAUUUUUAAAGAGGAAUAGUAGGACCCACAGACACCCCAUUUUAAAAAGGAAGCGGUGGAUCAAAUGAGCCCUCACAUUAAGGAGGAAGAGGAGGAACACAGCAUCAGUCAGCAGGGAGAGCAUCUUGAAGGACUGGAGGAGGUUGAUGUCACCAAGAUGCCAGUGACUGGUGUCCCUGUGAAGAGUGAAGGUGAUGAGGUGAAAGGUGAAAGUGAGGAGAGGGGAGGGGGGGAGCCUCCAAGCAGCAGCUCAACACAACACAUGACAACAGAAGCUGAUGGAGACCACUGUGGAGGAUCACAAGCAGACAAGCUCUUAGCUCCACUAUCAGAUAGUGAGGACACAACGUCACACUCUCCUGACACUGAUGAUGAAGACUCUAAAGAUGAUAAGACAUGUCACACUGACAACACUCACUUCACAUCUUCUCUCUGUCACAAAACUUUUAAAUACCAUUGUCGUCUGAAAUCACACAUGAGAACACACACUGGAGAAAAACCUUUUUCUUGCUCAGAAUGUGGUAAAGGUUUUACACGAAGUCAACAUUUGAAAGUACACAUGAGAACACACACUGGAGAAAAACCUUUUUCAUGUUCAAUCUGCGGUAAAGAUUUUACUCAGAGGUACGAUUUGAAAAGACACAUGAGAACACACACUGGAGAAAAACCUUUUUCAUGUUCAAUCUGCAGUAACGAUUUUACUCACAGGCAACAUUUGAACACACACAAGAGAAUACACACUGGAGAAAAACCUUUUUCAUGUUCAAUCUGCGGUAAAGAUUUUACUCAGAGGUACGAUUUGAAAAGACACAUGAGAACACACACUGGAGAAAAACCUUUUUCAUGUUCAAUCUGCAGUAACGAUUUUACUCACAGGCAACAUUUGAACACACACAAGAGAAUACACACUGGAGAAAAACCUUUUACUUGCUCAGAAUGCUGUAAAAGAUUUGCGCGAAAAGCAGAGUUAAAAAGACACAUGAGAAUACACACUGGAGAAAAACCAUUCAUGUGCUCAAUUUGUGGCAAAGGAUUCUCCCAGAAGGGACAUUUGGUAAACCACACAAAAACACACACUGGAGAAAAACCUUUUUCAUGUUCAAUCUUUGGUAAAGGAUUUACUCAAAGGCACCUUUUCAAAGCACACAUUAGAAGACACACAGGAGAAAAACCUUUUUCAUGUUCAAUGUGUGGUAAAGCUUUUACUCGAAGUGACCAUUUCAAAGCACACAUGAGAAUACACACUGGAGAAAAAACAUUUUUAUGUUCAAUCUGCGGUAAAGAUUUUACCCGAAGGGACCAUUUCAAAGCACAUAUGAGAAUACACAAUGAAUAAAAAACCUUUUCACUGUUAAGAAUGUGGUGAAGCUUUUGUACAAUGAAGCACUUUGAAAGUACACAUGAGAACACACACUGGAGAAAAACCUUUUUCCUGCUCAGAAUGUGUUAAAGCGUUUGUGUGAAAAAGCACAUUGAAAGUAGCCAUGAGAACACACACUGGAGACAUACCUUAUUGUAACCUGGGUGACAAAACCCCAUUAAAUAUCCUCAUUUAAAUAUCCUUUUAAAACCCCAUUGAAUAUUCUUCGUAAUUAAAUCUUCCUAUUUAAAUAAUUGUAUUUAAAUAUCCUCUCAAAACCCCAUUGAAUAUUAUUUCUAAUUAAAUAUCUUUCUAUUUAAAUAUCAUUUUACUUGAAUAUCCUAUUUAUUUUCGUGUCUUUGCGUGCGUCAUUACGUCACGCGGUCAUGUGACCUACUGCGGGAAGCAUAAAAUCCAGUAGUGGGCUGCUUCCAGGAAGAGCGAGAGGGACGUUGCUGCAGGAGCCAACUACUGAAGCCGUGGGUCGUCGUGCGAGAGUGUUUAAGUGGGAUUUAUCUGCGGAAUUGGCCAUGUUGGAUGGCGAGCUAGAGCCUGAAGCUUUAUGCCUGGAACUGAACCAACCCAACUGAAUCCACCCAACCGAGCCGGGCGGCUAGGAGGCUCCUCAGCAGCCGCUCUGUUUUUUCCCUUUGGUUUUCCAUAAGGCAAUGUGUUCAUUUCUGUCCUCCUGAACCUUCACAUUUACCCCGUUACCUUCACUAAAACCCCUCUGGACACUGCCACCACAACGUGGACUUUGCGAGGUCGUUUAAUGAACUGUCGUGUUGCGCCUAUACCAUUCUUGGUAAAAACAAGGACUGAAUCAAGUACUGUAUCACAUUGUAAAUAUUGAACGUUCUGUAAUUUAUGUUGAAAAUGUGAAUGGCCAUUCCAAUUUACAUGUCUUUUUGUUGUUGUUUUUUUUCCCUAUAAUUCUUUAAUAUAAUUUGGUACCAUUUAAACAUAAAACCUGUGUUCAGUCUUCAUU
Messenger RNA from Nerophis ophidion (straightnose pipefish), 2444 nucleotides. Its product is annotated as zinc finger protein OZF-like. The transcript has a single exon. Gene Ontology annotation, cellular component: nucleus. Lineage: Eukaryota; Metazoa; Chordata; Actinopteri; Syngnathiformes; Syngnathidae. The record is from RefSeq and is a predicted model, not a curated record. Gene Ontology annotation, biological process: regulation of transcription by RNA polymerase II; central nervous system development. Bases 161 to 1432 code for a protein of 423 amino acids. Gene Ontology annotation, molecular function: RNA polymerase II cis-regulatory region sequence-specific DNA binding; DNA-binding transcription factor activity, RNA polymerase II-specific.